Polypterus senegalus (gray bichir) is the source of this 1281-nucleotide messenger RNA. Its product is annotated as trace amine-associated receptor 1-like. Lineage: Eukaryota; Metazoa; Chordata; Cladistia; Polypteriformes; Polypteridae. Gene Ontology annotation, molecular function: trace-amine receptor activity. Gene Ontology annotation, cellular component: membrane. The record is from RefSeq and is a predicted model, not a curated record. Gene Ontology annotation, biological process: G protein-coupled receptor signaling pathway. The transcript is spliced from 2 exons. Bases 1 to 1281 code for a protein of 426 amino acids.
AUGAUACGGACGGAGACCGCUCGGUCAUUGCCAACCCAACUGAUUUAUUUAACGAAAAGUGAUGACAUCGAGACAUAUUUUUUGGUAUUUGAAUGUACCGCGAAACAAAGCGCAUGGCCAAGGUCGGAGUGGCGGUACCUACUGGCUCCCUACCUGAAGGGGAUAGCGCAGAGGGCUUACUAUGAUUUAACCAAGCAGCAGGUCGCCAACUAUGACGUUCUAAAAAAAGAGGUGUUUAAACGCUACUGCAUAUGGAAGUUCGAUACAGAAGUUCGAUACAGAAAAGCCUCCAAGAACACAGGCAUUCGAGGCAUGGAGCAAGAAAACUCAUGCCCUAAACAGAGCUAUUCAUUGGCUGUUCGUGUUUUUAUGUAUGUAAUACUGUGUAUAUUAAUCACAUUCACUGUUUGUGGAAAUUUGCUAGUAAUCAUUAUUAUAUCUCAUUUCAAGCAGCUUCAUACUCCAACAAAUUACCUCACUCUUUCUCUGGCAGUUGCUGACUUUCUCCUUGGUGGGCUCGUAAUGCCACCCAGUAUGAUCAGAUCAGUUGAAACAUGCUGGUAUUUUGGUGAUUUUUUUUGCAAGUUUCAUACCAGUACAGACAUUAUGCUGUGCUUAUCCUCAAUUUUGCAUCUGUCCUUCAUUUCAGUCGAUCGUUACUAUGCAGUAUGUUUUCCUCUUAUAUACACUGCCAAAAUUAAUGUAGGUCUUGUAGGCAGAGCAAUUUUUCUUAUUUGGUGUUGCUCAGCUGCAUAUGGAUUUGGAAUAGUAUUCUAUGGAAUAAGUAUGAAGAAUGCUGAUUCCUUUUCUGACCAAAGUUUAUUUUGCAUUGGCGGCUGCUUUGUAGAGCAUACCUUGGUAACCACUGUGAUCAAUUCAUUAGUUGGAUUUGUUAUCCCAGCUUUUAUCAUAUUAGGUAUUUAUCUAAAGAUCUUCAUUAUAGCAAAGAAACAAAUCAGAGCUAUUAAAAAAACAAUUGACAAAAAUUCUGCAUCAAAACAAAGAGAAAGAAAAGCAGCAAAAACAUUGGCAAUAGUUAUAGGUGUAUAUAUUACAUGCUGGACACCAUAUUCCUUAUGGAGUAUGAUGUAUUCUUUUUCUAAUAAUUUAACUCCGGCUUCCGUAAUUGACACUUUAGUCUGGUUUGCAUACAUCAACUCCACUUGUAACCCUUGCAUUUAUGCCUUUUUUUAUAACUGGUUCAGAAAAGCUCUCAGAAUCAUUGUGUGUGGAAAUAUUUUUAAUAAUCACUCUGCAUGGACAAUUCUUUAUACUGACUAA